Molecule: messenger RNA, 405 nt
Organism: Linum trigynum
Lineage: Eukaryota; Viridiplantae; Streptophyta; Magnoliopsida; Malpighiales; Linaceae
Source: the annotation of a GenBank genome assembly
GUAGGGGGAGAGAGCAAUAAUGAUGAAAUGGAGAUGCAGAUCUCGUCGGAGCAAGUUAGUGAUGCUGCUUCUACGCCGUCUGAAACCCAGCAACCGGUUGCUAUGUCUUGGAAUGAUAAUGGCGGCCUUGCCGAUUCUGUUCAGAGCUAUCCGCAAACCCUUGGCGUCGAUGGUGGUGAGCAUUCUAAUUCUAACCCGGUGUGCCACUCUGGUAGAAGAUUCGUCGAUGGUGGGAAUUUGAUGAUGCUCGACGACACUCUGCCACCACCGUCGUUUACUAAUAGUUAGGGGAUUCAUUUUCAGAAUUGCAGCGACCGUGUUUUUGGAAUGUAUCCAAACGUGUCUCCCCUUCAUGAAGCACUCUCGUUUGGUGUAUGGGUUUCUCAAUACAAUUGAUUAAUGAUG